ACAGCGACUACAGCGACUACAGCGACUACAGCGACUACAGCGACUACAGCGACUACAGCGACUACAGCGACUACAGCGACUACAGCGACUACAGCGACAACUCCGACUACAGCGACUACAGCGACUACAGCGACCUCUGCGGCUUCCUCGCAGGCAGCCAUCAGCUUCAAGACCGAUAUGGCGGCGACAUCAACUACUUCUACAGGAAGACGAUGGAGCUGUGCGUCGAGCUCUGCGAGCAAACAGCGAACUGUCGCCAAGUAUCGUUCGUCGUUCCGCCAUCUGCUGGCGCCGAUGGAACCUGCUACCUUAAGUCAUCGUCAGGCGCGCCCCAGACCAACACCAACAUCUGGGGCGGACGCAAGCUCACCGAUGCCACCAGCAGCUCCACCACAUCCUCGGCGGCGGCGGCAUCCUCAAGCGCUUCUUCCGGCGGCAGUGGCGGCUGGAACGGCUUCCCGGCGUCCUCGGGCGCCAUCGCUUGCCCGGGCUCCAACGCGACCGUCUACACGGUGCCCGCGUCGGGCGCGCAGUUCCUGGUCCUCUGCGGCUUCGACAACAACGGCAACAACAUGGCCGACAACCCGCGCUGGGCGUCGACGAGCGCCGUGCCCGAGGAGAUGGCCAGCCGCUGCGAUACGACGAGCGGCUGUAAGUGGGCCACCAUCGGCGGGAACGCGGCCUACUUCAAGGAUUCGGUCGGUCAGACGUACGCGAAUGCGAACGUCAUGGGCAUUCAGAAGGUUACGGGAAGUGGAGUGACGACUAAGAGGAGGGUGUUGAAGAAGAAGGGGGAAUUGCCGAGGAUGAGGAUUGUGAAGAAGGGGGUUACACGGAACGGUUUAGAGAGGUAG
This is a messenger RNA of Lasiodiplodia theobromae, 854 nucleotides long. Its product is annotated as Carbohydrate-binding WSC domain-containing protein. Lineage: Eukaryota; Fungi; Ascomycota; Dothideomycetes; Botryosphaeriales; Botryosphaeriaceae. The transcript is spliced from 2 exons. The record is from RefSeq and is a predicted model, not a curated record. The annotation marks the transcript as partial.